This is a messenger RNA of Emericellopsis atlantica, 1473 nucleotides long. RefSeq lists its product as uncharacterized. The record is from RefSeq and is a predicted model, not a curated record. Lineage: Eukaryota; Fungi; Ascomycota; Sordariomycetes; Hypocreales; Bionectriaceae. The coding region runs from base 180 to 1127 and encodes 315 amino acids. The transcript has a single exon.
CAUGCUUGUAUAUAUUACGUAGCGGUGCUGUUCGACGCCUUUCACUCCAUGACGCAACACAAUUUCGCGACAACGUUAUAUCGCCUUCUACCUCCAAUCAGCCCUCUGUUGUGCGACGCAGCUCUGAACUUCCAAUACCACGGCGACCCUACUACCCGCCACCCCUCCAGAAGCUAGGAAUGAAGACCAUUGGUGUUUUUCCUGCCUCCGGUGGCCUUGGAGGCAGCACGGCCACUCAUCUGCUCAAGCAUGUGCCGGGAGAUCAAGUGACCUUGAUUGCCCGCUACCCUGACAAGACAGGUUCCAUUCCCGGGGCGGACAAAGCAUGCAUCAGACAAGCAUCGUACGAAUCGUCUCCAACGGAGUUGGAAGCAGCUUUUCGAGGGUUAGAGGUUCUUUUUCUCAUAUCCUACCCCAGCCACGUGCGGGACUAUCGCGUCAAGGUCCAGCUGCCCGCCAUAGACGCAGCACACAGGGCCGGGGUGAAGCACAUACUUUAUUCAUCUCUCGGUUUUGCGCUACCUGACGAGAAGGAAAGCCUGGCCGAAGUCAUGCUGGCCCAUCUCGAGAGCGAGGAGCAUCUGCGAAAGAUUGCUGCGGAAGACCCUGCUUUUACAUGGACAAGCGUCCGGGAAGGCCUCUACCACGAGUCGUUCCCCAUUUACACGUCUUUCUGGUCUUUGCAAGCCCCAACUGAUGAGAUAUGCAUCCCCCACAACGGGGGUGGACCGGGGAUCAGCUGGGUCAAGCGUGACGAACUCGGCGAGGCCACCGCCAAACUCAUUACACAGUAUGCUUCAUUGCCGUCGGCAACGUCCUGGCCCCAUAUCAACAACAUCGUCUCUCUCACUGGCCCGCGCGAGCUGACGCUUGCCGACACUGUGCAAAUUCUUGGGAAAACGGUUGGAAGGUCGGUUCGCAUUCGGGAGGUAGGCUUCGAUGAGUGGAUUGCUCAACCCCAGAUUCUGGAAUAUUUCGGCGACAAGGAAAAUGCAAAGACAUGGGCCACGGCGUGGGAUGCGAUUCGCGCUGGGGAGACAGCGUUUGUUAGCUCCACGUUGGAACAAUUACUCGGGAGGAAGCCUCAGGAAUUUGAUGUAGCGAUCCAGGAAAUGGCUCGUAGCUGAAGCUGAUGAUCAUGUCAAAUGUUGGCGUUUCUGAAUGGAAGGAAAAUGGGCAUACGCGUAUUUUAUUGAUUUUAUAGAGGAGAUCAUCUUGCCGCCAUCAUUAACGUACAUGCUUGCUCUAAAUCAGCGGACACAGCCUCGCUGGCUCAAUACUUACACUGCCACUGUCCUGUCCUGUCCUGUGGCUUGGGUGACCACCUCAGUGCAGCUUGUGAUACGCUGUGCAUGUCUCAGGGCGGCUGCCUGCCACGUCACAAGGCAGACGCAACUACAUGUACAUGUACGAAAGUGCAUUCUAGGCUUUGGGCCCUGGCGUUUGCUUAUAUAAAUACAGGCGAAUCCCGGU